Molecule: messenger RNA, 1418 nt
Organism: Arabidopsis arenosa
Lineage: Eukaryota; Viridiplantae; Streptophyta; Magnoliopsida; Brassicales; Brassicaceae
Source: the annotation of a GenBank genome assembly
UAUUUACAUAAAGUUUUACUGGCUCAUUUUCAAUACGAGAGGGUUGUGAGUUUUGAGAUUUUUAAUUGAAUCUAAUCCUAGUCUUUUCAGAAUUUAGGGUUCCAAGAAUGUCUGUCGUCUCGUUGCAGCAAGAAGCCUCUAGCCCCCUGAGUCUUACGGGACUCGUUGAUGCUUUACCACCAUACCCAGAUCAGCUGGAAGGGCAAAGAUUCUACCGCAAGGCUCCCGAACCUCAACAAACUUUCUCUCCCGCUCCCUCUUGGCCACCUCGCGAUGCAACUGGCUACUUGUUCCCUCCUCAAGGUUACUUGGCCACUAAACAGUUUUCUUACCAGCCGCCCGAACCUCAACAAACUUUCUCUCCCGCUCCCUCUUGGCCACCUCGCGAUGCAACUGACUACUUGUUCCCUCCUCAAGAUUACUUGGCCAUUAAACAGUUUUCUUACCAGCCGCCCGAACCUCAACAAACUUUCUCUCCCGCUCCCUCUUGGCCACCUCGCGAUGCAACUGACUACUUGUUCCCUCCUCAAGAUUACUUGGCCAUUAAACAGUCUUCUUACCAGCCGCCCGAACCUCAACCUUACAACCCAACUUCUCCCAGCCGUUAUGACUAUUAUGGACCACCUGACGCUGAUGUUACUGACUAUUAUGCACCACCUGACCUACCACCUUACAAUGAUGAUGUUGUUGUCUAUGAACCCCCUCUCCCCUCCAACCUUGUACCUAUGGAUUGUGGAUAUGAAGGGACUUUUGGUAAAGUUGGACUUCAUUGCUACAAUCUGCUAAAUGGGACAAACUUUAAAUAUGUCUGGCUAGACGAGAACCAUCUUACCGGAUUAAUUUAUAAGGUUAUAAAAUUCUAUGCAACCGAUCCAACUCGCACUUGCGAUUUCUUAACUAGGGUGGUUCAGUCUGAGACUGAGAAUCAAGGCUGCUUGAGUUUCAUUACAAUGAAAUGCACAUUAUUGCCAGAGGAGAAUCACUACCCAAGUCGCUUUGACCAACUCGCCGUGGAUAAAUUCUUCAAAGGUGAUAUGCCCAACUCGAUGCCUGAGAAUAUCAGUGAUAACCUGCAAUACUACGAGCUCUCAGAGUCGGAGGUGGAAGAAUACAAGGAUUGGCUUCAUCUGUACGUGGAUCUCGCUUUGCGCACCAAGUUGCGUUGUUUCCAUGGCUCACCAGUUUGGGGAGAGCCAUUUGAGCUGAGAAAGAUAAUUGUGCAAACCAGAGCAGAUGUGGAGUCUAAGAAGAAAGCCAAGGCGGAGAAUGCAAUCUUCUACAUGAACUUCAAAGGCCGUGGCAAUCAAGACUGCAAUGCUAUCAUAAGGAGAACAACGGAUGGACUGCCACAGCAUAUGUCGCUUGAAGUCAAGUGUUUGAUGUGAAAGCCCACCAUUAUGCUACUACGUAUUUUAAGU